AUGUCUGAGAAUGUUGGUUCAGGGACAGGGUCUUCGCUUCCUAGUAUUCCUAGACCUACACUUGCUGUUUCUAGGAGAAAAAAUGCAACUGGAAAUAGAAGUGACAUAAGAUGGAAACAUGGGAUUGAUGUUCAAGGCAAUGGUAAAAAAGUGAAGUGUAAUUAUUGCUCAAAAACUAUAAGCGGAGGGAUUUACAGAUUCAAGCAUCAUCUUGCCGGUACUAAAGAGGAUUCAGAGCCUUGUGCUUCAGUACCUGAAGAAGUGAAGGCUGUGAUGUUGAAAGUUUGUGUGGAGGCUAAAGAAGCAUCAUUGAAGAAGAGAAGAUUUGGUGAUGAUGAGGAUUAUCCUGAACAAACAGAAAAGGAAAAGGACAAUUCUCAACAAAAGGGGAAAGAUAUUCGCAACUUUGUCACAAAAGGAAAAGGGGCUCAAGUUCAAUCAACAAUAAAUCAAAUGAUGAAGAAGAAUCUAAAGGAACAAUGUGAUCAACAAUGUGCCAUAUUUUUCUAUACAAGUGCUAUUCCUUUCAAUGUUAUUAAGAAUCCCGAAUUUUUAAAGUUUUGUGAGAUGGUUGGUAGAUAUGGAAUUGGCUAUAAACCUCCUUCUUACCAUGAGUUAAGAGAAACCCAAUUAAAGAAAGCAGUAAACAAUGUUGAUGAAAUGCUUACUGAAUUUAAAGCAGAGUGGAAGAGAACUGGUUGUUCAAUCAUGUCGGAUGGAUGGACUGAUAAAAAAAGGCGUAGUAUUUGUAAUUUUUUGGUGAACAGCCCUAAAGGAACAGUUUUUCUUUAUUCAUUAGACACUUCUGACAUCUCGAAAACAACGGAUAAAGUUGUCAAAAUGCUAGAAGAUGCCGUAGAAUUUGUUGGUGAAGAGAAUGUAGUCCAAAUUGUUACAGAUAAUGCUGCUAAUUAUAAGGCUGCUGGAGAAAGAAUGAUGGAGACUAGAAAAAGUUUGUAUUGGACACCAUGUGCUGCACACUGCAUAGAUUUGAUAUUGGAGGAUUUUGAAAAGAAGCUAAAGGUAAACUCGUACGAGUCUACGAGUCGAGUCUACGAGUCGAGUCUAGGUCAACUCCACGAGUUUACCUAG
Messenger RNA from Arachis duranensis, 1092 nucleotides. RefSeq lists its product as uncharacterized. The transcript has 2 exons. Lineage: Eukaryota; Viridiplantae; Streptophyta; Magnoliopsida; Fabales; Fabaceae. Gene Ontology annotation, molecular function: DNA binding. Bases 1 to 1092 code for a protein of 363 amino acids. The record is from RefSeq and is a predicted model, not a curated record.